This is a messenger RNA of Dreissena polymorpha, 7354 nucleotides long. RefSeq names its product ceramide glucosyltransferase-like. Gene Ontology annotation, cellular component: membrane. Lineage: Eukaryota; Metazoa; Mollusca; Bivalvia; Myida; Dreissenidae. Gene Ontology annotation, biological process: glucosylceramide biosynthetic process. Gene Ontology annotation, molecular function: ceramide glucosyltransferase activity. Bases 416 to 1651 code for a protein of 411 amino acids. The record is from RefSeq and is a predicted model, not a curated record. The transcript has 11 exons.
UAAUGCGUGCGUGUACAUGAGCCAAUCAAAUGACGGCAUGACAUGUUAACUUUUCGGUAUCAUAUUUGUGCCCUGAAUAGAAAUGGAAUUGCAAAAUUCGAUAUAGUGCACAUUUAAAGAACUUAUCAGUCGCUCAUCUUAAAAAGUGCUCUUCUGUGACGACGAAAAGAAAGCUAAAAUUAAGAACACUUAGAUCAAGGACACGCGUAAAAUCUGAGAACACACUCAAAUGUUUUUGUUGGAUUUCGGACCCGUCAUUUGACUCGACUCUCGAGUUACGAAAGAAUUUAAGAGAUUUAAAGGAAGACAUAUUGACACAGAUGUUCUAACUAUUAUCUCCGAGACAUCAACCAAUGGGAUUUCAGCUUCACUGACCAAAUAGGAGCUUUUGGAGUGUCAAACAAUACUUAUCAAGAUGAGCCUGUACAGCAUGUUUGAUGAGCAGACGUGGUCGUACGUCGUGUUCUUUCUUGGAGUUAUUGCCCUUGUCCUGUACGCCAUGUCCACUUUCUUCAUCAUCAUCUCACAGAUAGGGGGACGCUUCGUACUAUUCAAGAAGGAAGAUUCAGCGCUGAUUCUGUCUGACAAUGUUCCUGGGGUCUCAAUAAUCAAACCUCUGAUGGGAAUCGACCCACUGUUGGAAAUCAACCUAGAAAGCCAUUUCACCAUUAAUUAUCCAAAGUAUGAGCUGCUGUGCUGUGUCCAGGAUGACCAGGAUGCUGCCAUCAACCUUGUCAACAAGAUGAUGGAACGAUACCCAAAAGUGGACUGUAAACUGUUUAUAGGUGGUAAGGAUGGAAUUAUCAACCCAAUGGUACACAACAUGGCGCCAGCAUACGACAAAGCUCAGUACGAAUAUGUGUGGAUUAGCACCAGCAGAAUUAAAGGAAGUACAGACAUCAUAGUGGACAUGGUGUGUAAACUGCAGAAACCCAAUGUAGCUCUGUGCCAUCAGAUGCCUUUUACAACAGAUCAAAAAGGAUUCGCUCAAUCUUUAGAAAAGACAUAUUUUGGCGGUGCGUUUGCGCGCUACUACCUGGCUUUCAACAUAUUAGGGUUGUGUUGCUGCACAGGCAUGUCGUACAUGUUCAAGAAGUCGCUCUUGGACGAUCUGAACGGCCUCAACUGGUAUGGCAAAUACCUCGCAGAAGAUUUCUACCUGACCCAUGCGCUCCAUGAAAAGGGUCAUCGUCUUGUGCUGUCUGCGUACCCAGCUCAACAGAACCUUGCUUCCACUGCUGUGUCAGGCUACAAGGACCGAAUGGUCAGGUGGCUACGACUGCGUCUCAACAUGAUGCCGUUAGUGAGCGGAUUUCUUGAGCCUAUGACAGAGUGCAUUCCCCUGGGCCUGUUUGCUGCCUGGUCUCUCCACCACUUCCUGGGAAUCAAUCCCUACAUCUUCUUUGGGGGUCAUGUCGUGUCAUGGCUCCUGUCGGACUAUAUUCUCCUGAGGCUAUGCCAGAAUGGGGAGUUGCAGUUCUCCAAGUUACAAUACUCAGUUGCGUGGAUUCUUCGGGAAAUUUUAGCCGUGGUUGUGUUCUUUGAGGCUCUCCUGUCCCCUAGGACAAUUAAGUGGGGAAAGCGAACCUACAAACUGUCCUUGGGCGGUCAUACAGAAAUCUUAACCGAUAAAGGGAAAGUGAAAUUGUAGCACCAAAUAAAUCAAUUAGCCAUUUUUACAUACUUAUUCAUUCAUUACAGCAACUUAAAGCGACCUUGCAAUUAUGUCAGUAUAUUUACAUAUCUCUAUUUCUGCUGCACAAAUAUUUUGCAUACUGGUAAAAAUAUUUUUAUAUAUUUUUUUAUGUAUUUGUUAAUUUAUAUCAUUAUGAUGAAUUUAAUUGACUACUUAAAAAAGACUUACAUAAGGAAUCUUGAUUUUCUCAAAGGCACAAAUUGAUUGAAGAGCUAAAAUUUUUAAGUAGGGUUGAAAUAACAUUAGUAAUUAUUGUCUCUUUGUCUUACAAAACAUAAACUUGAAGUCUUUUAUUGUAUUGAAAACAAUAAUUAUCAUGUUAUUAUUUAUCAUGUUAUUAUGUUGGAAAGAAAUUAAGGUAAUUACUGUAACCUUUUUGAAUGUGGAAAAUAUUUAGAAUGUUGUGUAAAUGUUGUAAGUGUGUCAUUAUUUACAAAUUCGGCUUGAGUAAUGUGGUCAUUGCAUUACAAAUAUCUUACUGUGUAAGAAACAUCACUGCUUGAAAACAUUCCUAAAGUAACUGUUGAGUUGUUAUUAAUAUUGUUGUGAAAUUAUUGUAUAUAGUAUAUGGAAAUGUAUUGUUCUACGCUGGUUAUUGUAUUUGCAUGGGUACAAAUGUAAGAUGUCUGGGAAAUUCACAUUGCCGAAUAAUUAUGAUAAAUAUUGAAUUCCAAAUCACAGAAAUUCAUUGAAUAUUUUUGUAGUAGUUUUAAGUAGACGUAAAUAGAUAUUAACAAUGUUAACUGUAUAUUGUUUUGUUAUGGAAAUUGAGAAAAAGCGGUUUUAAGUAUGUGUUCAAACAUUUUGAUGAAUCUUUUAAAAUUGAAAAUAAAAAUGGAAGUAUUUCCAUCUUGAUAAGCCCGUUUGGUAAUUAUUUGGAAAUUAACACAACAUGUUUCUGGGAGAAGUUAUAGCCAGUCAGGUAUUCUUUUAUUCUAGUUUUACUGUCAUCAACAUGGUUUUGUAAACAAAGUAUCAUAUUGCUCUCUGUAGAAGUGAUUCCUUUUCUUUCAUAUUUCCAAAGCUUUCUUUGUUGAACAUUUUAAACAUCUAUUUUGCUUAUGGCCAUGGAUGAAAACAGGACUUAAUGCAUGUGGGUAAAGUGUCAUCCCAGUUAAGGCAGAAAGUGUCGUCUUUGAUUAGCCUGUGCGGACUGCACAGGCUUAUCAGGGACGACACUUUCCACCUUAACUGGAUUUUUGCGUAGAAGAGACUUCCUUUAAAGGAAAAAUACCAUAAAAGCGGAAACUGUCGUCCAUGAUUAGCACAGGCUGACUGCACAGGCUGACUGCACAGGCUAAUCUGGGAUGACACUUUAUGCACAUGUAUUAAGCCCAGUUUUCUCAGAACGGGGCUGAUAUGCACAUACAAGUACAUUCAUGCUAAUUAUAAGAUGCUUUGAAUCUCGUUUUCAUGAUAUUUUAAGUUAUUGUAUAUGUGAGUGCCUGCACAGUAAGGCUGUAACAAGUGUUUGGUUUCAAUUCACAACUUAGAGAUGGCAUGAACAAUAAUGGUUGGUUGGGUCAGUGGAAGCAAACAGCUUGUCAUUUGAAGCUUUAUCUGGUUUUAAGGGUAAUUAUUAUGACAAGCAAAUAUGCCAUAUCAUACAGUUGUCUCAAAAAGUUUGCCUAUUGGAAGUAUUUUUUGGUGAUUAAAAGAAAGAAACAUUAGCUUAAAUUAAACAUGUUGACCUUUGAACAGGUUUGACUGAAGUCAUCUGUAUGCUUAAGUUUAUCUUUAAAAUCUACUUAAGUUAACUUGUCAAUUUUUCAUAGUUGAAAAACUACAGUUUCAGGUCAAUUUGGCAUUUUCUUUAAAGAUAAUGUGUUUUGAAUACAAAAUAAUCUUAAUUUUACAUGGGCAUUCAGCUUUGCCGGGACACAAACUCUUGAACUAUGUAUAUAAGCAAAAAUAAGCCAGCGCAGGUUGGUCUAUAGCUACACUGGCCCCAAAAGGCAUAAGAUCCAUUUUUGCAGGAUGCAGCUUUUAGUGUGGAGCAUACAAUUUACUUGCAUAUAUCAGAGCAUAAAAUGUAUACUUAUUGUAAUAUUUGUAUGUUAUUUAAAAGAUUUGGUUGUACUGUAUUUAUUAAAUGUGUUUAAAUGUAGAUUAUAUAUUUUAUAGGUUGAUUGACAGUUAAAUAUUAUUAACAGUACACAAAUCAGUUCUGCAUGUGAAUGUAUCGUGUUAAACAAAGAAUUUAAUAUAUUCUGGAAAGAAGUGCAAUGUUUGGUAUCAUUGUUUAUGUAUUUACUAGAUGUUCUAUGUGUUUGCAAUUUUAACUUAUCAAAUUGGAAUUAAUUGCAUUACAAUUUGAAACAUCAUACUGGUCCAAUAGGUUGUAAAUAUAAACUCUUUUUAUAAAACAUAUUUCCAUAUAUAUUUCAAAGUUCUAUUUUUAUAUCAGCAUUACAAAUUUCGUAAACAUUCCAGAAGAGGGAUCAAAAGUGUUUAAUUAAUGAGGUUGUAUGGUUGUAUAUUUUUUGUCUGGUCAUCAUUUGCCAAGAAAUUGAAGAUAUUUUCUGAUUUAUUGUAAGAGCAAUGUUUUUGAGCGGACAGUGAAACAUAGAGAAAUUAAUUUUGCUGUAAGAUUAAGACAAAUUUCACAAUACAAUGCUAGUUAUAUGGUUGCGCUAUACAUGGCAUGAUAAAAAUAGUGAUCAUACACAUUUGUGCUUAAAUAACAAUCUGAUAGGGCUAACAUGAAGUUUAGUUUGUAUAACUUAAAACUUGUAUCUCAUCAGACAUACACUGUAUAUAAGUUUUUUCUUUUACAAUAUUACGCUGUAUAAUAAUAUGUAUGAAACAUGUGCCUAAUGCUGUUGUUUUGUAUUUUUUAAUGCACCCGGUAGGGUGGCAUAUAGCAGUUGAACUGUCCGUCAGUAUGUCAGUCUGUCCGUCCGUCUAAAACUUUAAUGGUCAUAACUUUUUCAAUAUUUAACAUAGCAACUUGAUAUUUGGCAUGCAUGUGCAUCUCAUGUAGCUGCACAUUUUGAGUGGUGAAAGGUGAAGGUCAAGGUUAUCCUUCAAGGUCAAAUUUCUAAUAUAAGGCAUCUGUCCGGCCGCCGGAAACUUUAACAUUGGCCAUAACGUUUUCGCUAUUGAAGAUAGCAACUUGAUAUUUGGCAUGCAUGUGUAUCUCCUGGAGCUGAACAUUUUGAGUGGUGAAAGGUGAAGGUCAAGGUCAUCCUUCAAGAUAAAAUGUCAAAUAUUCCGUUCGUCCGUUAACAUUGGCCAUAACUUGUUUAAUAUUUAACACAGCAACUUCAUAUUUGGCAUCCAUGUGUAUCUCGUAGAGCUGCACAUUUUGAGUGGUGAAAGGUCAAGGUCAUUCUUCAAGGUCAAAGAUCAAAAUAAAAAAAAAAAUCAUUUCUCCAUUCAAUCUCUUAAUUACUUUUCGUGGAGCUGCACAUUUUUAGUGGUGAAUUGUCAAGGUCAAAAGUAAAAAAAAUACAAUCCAAAGGAAGUAAUAAGCUUUAAAAGGGAGAUAAUUUCUAAACCUGCCAAAUGAUAUAUUGAAAUUUUAUUUCAAAGCGACGCAAUAGGGUGCAUUGUGUUUCUGACAAACACAUCUCUUGUAUAUUUGUAUUUUCAAAGAACACUUUUGGUAGCAAAAUCGUGAGACGGGUGAAACUUUUUGUCCAUCUGAAUUGUAUUUUGGUGCCUUGAGUACAGAAAACAUGUUAUUAGUAUGCAUUUAAGAUGUGACAUUUUUCCCUGACAAUCAAUAACAAAUGAGCUUUACAAGCAGGGUACAACAGAGCUAAAUUCAGGAUUAAAUGUUGAAACACGUUUAUUUUGACCACUUUUCCAGUGGCUCUUUUUGAGCGAGCACUUUCUGGUUUCCGGUUUACACUUUCUGCCCACACUGGAUUUCAUUGAGCCUUUCAGUGCUGGAACCGAAUUUUGAAGGCCUUUGCAAACAGUUUGGAUCCAGAUGAGACGCCACGAAACGUGGCGUCUCAUCAGGAUCCAAACUGUUUUCUAUUCUGAUAGUAUCCUUUGAAAAAAAUCGAAGAAAAUGCUAAUUUUAGAAAUUCAGCAGACAACAUUUUAGCAGACGACAAAUUUCCCAGCAUGCAAAGGGUUAAGAUGAGACUUCCUUAAAAUAUAAAAUUCCAUUGGAGCACAAAGUAACACCCCAGAUUAGCAGGUAAAUAUUUAACAAUAAGGUGAUUCUUCAACUAUUAAAGGGGCCUUUUCACGGAUGUUGGCAUGUUUUGAAGUUUGUUAUUAAAUGCUUUAUAUUGAUAAAUGUAAACAUUGGAUCUAAAAAGCUCCAGUAAAAAAUUAAGAAUAAAAUUUAAAAAGGAAAAAAAAGAAGACCGCAUCAGGGCUCAAACCAGUGACCCCCGGAGUCCUGGAGUAAAAACCAAUUAGACCGCUCGGUCAUCCUGCCAAGUAUGUAUGAAAGACGUAUUUUAUACUUUAUAUGUGCAAUCUUCGAGUUUCACAAAAUUAAACGGCAACAACAGAACUCUUCAAAUUAUUCAAUCGUUUCGCGUUGCAACGCUUUUUAAUUUUCCGGUUUUUAAAUUGUCAAAAGAUGCAUAUAAUGGCUAUAUAAGACCAUGGUAAAUGUUCAGUAUUACUGUUUUCUCACAAAUAUCAUAACUAAAACGAAAAUUUGCGAAUCUGAUACGUGGGCACAGUCCAUGACUGACUGGUUGCAAAAGGUCUGUUCCAUUAAUAAUUUCAUAUUCAACAUCUAUUUGCUUCAUUAGACUUUUGGACUUUCUUGAAAAAAUAUCAAUACUGAUUUAGGGCAAUUGACAAAUGAUACCAGAUUAACAGCCUUUAAACAAAGUAAUGGUGAACAAGUUAAAUGCACCUAAAAAUAACUAAGGAAAAGCUGUAUGUACAAAUAAAUAUAUUUUGUACAAACUUGUUAGUUUUGCAUAAUUUUUUAAAGUUAAUUAUGUUUAUUUUAUAUAUAUGGUAAAGGGACCAAAUUUUGUGAAUUACAAAUGUAUAUAGAUCGUUUGAUAUUUAUGCAUUUUUUGCAAAUGUGCAAACAGAUGUGUGCUGUAGUUAUUUUGUUACUGUUUAUAAUUAAUGUGAGGUAUUUGUGGGAAAAACCAUUCACUAGUGCAGUAUAACCCUUUGUAUUUAGUAUGUUACAUCUGUAAUGUGUACCUGUUUACAGUUGAAUGCAUUAAAUUGGUAAAAUAUGACACCUUUUUUACCGUGUAAAAAUAGUCAUUUGAAUUUUUGACUAAAUGUUACAAUACAGUUAAACAUGUGAAAAAGCCAUUUAUUCCACUCUAAGGAUAAAAUGGAAUUAAAGCUUUAAUUCAUGCUUUCAUACGUUAUAUUUUAUAAAAGCAUAUUAAACACCAAAAAUAAGCAAUGCAAUUAGAUUCAUGUUAGUUUAAUUUUUAUAUAUCGCCCCCUACAUUUUAAGAAUGUGCACUAGCUUAAAAUGUUACCACUAUGUGUUUCGAUACCAGAAAAAUGAGAUUAAUCCAAAUAUAUGGGGCAUUUAAAUUGUGUCCUUCAAAGUCAUUUCUGGUUUAAUUCACAAUCUGAACAUGUUUUCUUUUGUGAAAACUCAAUUGUUCAUUCAAAUAAAAGCUUUGAAAUAAUAUUUAGGGUAUGACAUAAUGUUUAUGCAAACAUUGUUUCAGAAAUUCUGUAUUAAAAUAAUAUGAAUACAUA